AUGUAUGCGAAAUGUCUUGGUAUGCAAAAUUGUUUUGCAAAUUGUAGUAACAAGACCUGGAUCUUUUGGAAACAAGAACUCAGUUGUACAAUCUAUGCUAGUGAGAACCAAAUCACAACUUGUAAGAUUCAAAGUGAGGAACAUUCUCUCUUUCUCUCCAUUAUUUAUGCUAAAUCGAAGUCCUCUGGUAGGGAAGAUCUCUGGAUGUACAUGAGAGCUCUUGCCUCCGUAAUCAACCAUCCUUGGGCUGUCGCUGGUGAUAUCAACAACAUUUUAAGCAGGGAAGAAAAGCUAGGAGGCAUACCAUACACACUAGGUAACAAUAUGGCCUUCACAGAAUGUCUAAAUGACUGUGCACUUUCUGACAUUGGAUACACAUUCAGGGAAAAUAGGAUUUCUCAAUCAGAUGGCAAUAUUUUUUGGCAGGUUCAUCAGAAAAUAAAGAUGACUAGUAGAGCUUUGAGUCAUUGGUCUAAAAUGAAAAUUGGAAAUAUCUUUGAGAAGUCUCAGCAACUGGAUAAAGAGGCUGAACAAAGUGAAGAAAAGUACAUGAAAUCUAUGGAUCCUAUUGACAAAAUAAACAUGAAUAGAAUAAAAGCUGAAUUGAUCACUCAUCACAAGCAUGUAGAUACCUUUUGGAGACAAAAAGCUAAUUUCAAAUGGAACCUAGAGGGUGAUGAGAACACUAGAUAA
Molecule: messenger RNA, 693 nt
Organism: Solanum verrucosum
Lineage: Eukaryota; Viridiplantae; Streptophyta; Magnoliopsida; Solanales; Solanaceae
Exons: 2
Coding region: 1-693 (230 amino acids)
Source: RefSeq, a predicted model, not a curated record